Molecule: messenger RNA, 461 nt
Organism: Zychaea mexicana
Lineage: Eukaryota; Fungi; Mucoromycota; Mucoromycetes; Mucorales; Lichtheimiaceae
Product: camp-regulated phosphoprotein/endosulfine conserved region-domain-containing protein
Exons: 3
Coding region: 60-437 (125 amino acids)
Cellular component (GO): cytoplasm
Molecular function (GO): protein phosphatase inhibitor activity
Source: RefSeq, a predicted model, not a curated record
CCUUCUCUCUUUUUCCAGUAGUGCCCAUUUAGCUUCGCAAGAAAAAACAACAACAAAUUAUGCAUCCUGCAAAAGCAAACAAGAUUGAUUUAAGUCAACUCAAUGAGGAAGAGCGGAAACUGUUUCGAAUGUAUGGCAAGCUUCCUGAUCGCAAGGAUCUCUUGGGCCAUAAAUUAAAGGAGCGCAAGUACUUUGACUCCGGUGACUAUGCAUUGUCAAAGGCGGGCAAGGAGCCCGAAGUAGCGAUCGGAUCAGAACAUCCAUCGCCAGACACGAUUCCUCAUUCGAACCCAAACUCAAGCUCCAGCUCAAGCCCUGUCAAGGAGAGCCCACUUGUUCCCGAUACUGCUGCUGGUGGUGCCACGACAACGGAGGAAUCCAACAAACCGACUUUGACCCCCAAACCAGAUACCACCACGAUCGCUCAGCAGCAAUAAAAUAAAAAAGAAUGUUGUGUGUUU